GUGAUAUUGUUUAGUGAUUUCACAACACUAAGCUCGAACUUAAUUGGCAGGUGAUAUUUUUCCAGAGCAAAAGUGCUCCCCCAUGACAGUGAGGCGGUGGUGAUACAGACACUCCCAUUGCUAUCUCGAUCCUCCUUGUUUCUACAAUUCUCUACAAAUAGAGCCUCACAGCUGAUGGUUAAGAUUCUCCCACCACUCCCACAACCUUUUCCUUCUUCCUUCUUCCUUCUCUCCCUCUCCUUUUCUCUCACACUGAUCCUUUGCCAUUUGCAGAGUGUCUGUGUGAGAGAAUUAAACACCAUCCUCUGCUCUCUCUCUGACAGUUUUGAUUUAUCAAAGAUAAAGGCCCUGCCUUUCUAUCCUUCUUCUCUCUUGGAUUGGAACCACCAUCUCUAAACAAUCUAAAUUCAACGAAUUUGACACACACAAAAAUCUUAAUGGGUGCUCAAUUUUCGUAUUGCAUCACUCUCCUCCUCCUCAUCAUUGCCAAAGGGGUCACCGGAGCCACAUUCACAUUCACAAACAAGUGUGACUUCACAGUAUGGCCAGGAAUUCUAGCCAGCGCCGGCACCCCUAAGCUGGACAGCACCGGCUUCGAGCUCGCCAAAGGCAGCACCCGCUCCUUCCAAGCCCCGACAGGAUGGUCCGGCCGCUUCUGGGGCCGAACCGGCUGCAACUUCGACGGUUCGGGCCACGGCUCAUGUUCGACUGGCGACUGCGGUUCGGGCCAGCUCGAGUGCAACGGAGCCGGAGCUGCACCGCCAGCCACUCUGGCCGAGUUCACACUCGGCUCGGGUUCUCAAGACUUCUAUGACGUCAGCCUGGUUGACGGUUAUAACUUACCUAUGAUCGUUGAAGGGAGCGGGGGAUCCGGUACGUGCGCGUCCACGGGCUGCGCUACGGACCUCAACCGUCGGUGCCCCGCCGAGCUCAAAGUCGACGGCGGCGGCGCGUGCAAGAGCGCAUGCGACGCGUUUGGGAGCCCGGAGUACUGUUGCAACGGCGAUUAUGGGUCACCGUCCACGUGUAAGCCGUCCAUGUACUCGCAGCUGUUUAAGUCCGCGUGCCCCAAAUCGUACAGCUACGCUUACGACGAUGCAUCCAGUACGUUUACGUGUACGGGUGCUGACUAUACGAUCACAUUUUGCGCUUCUCUUCUUCCAAGUGUAAAAUCCGCAACAGAUUCCUCUUCACAAACAACUGAUGGUUCAGGGUCGGAUUCCGGGUCGGACUUACUGGCCUCAUCGUUGCUUGCAGAUUUGGCCGCAGGGGAUUCAACAAGAACCCAACCUUCCAUGGCUCUCCUAAGCAUGUUGGUUUUGGUCAUCUCUUUGGCCCUCUCAUUUUCACAGUUAUAGUAGUAGACAGGCAGCCACUCAUGUCCCAAAUGAGUAUGAGUCCACUAAUUGGCAUCCUUGAUCUUGAGAGUCCUAGAAAAAGCAGCAACAACAACGCCCACUUCCAAAUCCCCCCAUUUUUAGCAUUCAAUACUUACACAUAUAUUAAUAUAUAAAGCAUGAGCAUUUGUUUAGAAAUAAAAAUGUGCUUUUUUGCCCCUUGUUAUAUGUUUAAAGAACAAUACUGGGAGACCUAAUGUGAGGGGUGGCCUUUGUAAUAGACGCCCCUCACAGUAGGUCUGACAAAAAAGUUACUCGGGACUCACUUGCGCAAGCACUUUUCGAUGCAAACUUGUAGCGUGAAUAGGAAGUAUGUGGUGAGCAUUCAUGAUUGGACAGCAGCGGUGCUUGUACGUCUCCAAUUUUGAUUAUUACAGCCUGAAGCCAAAAAAAAAAAUGCGAUUUCAAUUGAUAACGUCAAUUCUGAAAUGGUUCAUGUUUUGUGUUUGUUAGAAGAUCCUAAAACAUCAUUAUAAUUGCUAGUAAGAUAAGCAAACCAGACUACAAAAGGCCAACGCAAGUAUGAUCCAAAUUGCCGCCCUAUGACAAUGAGUUGCUUGGAGCUUGACAUCCUGGACAUAUAUAUGCAUACAAAGAGGUGAUUCUUCACCAACUUGAGUGGGAGAGAACCACACAAAGCAAGCAUUACAAAGACAGGAACAAACCAACUUUUUCUUCGAGAUAAGAUGAUGAUUGAUAUUUGAUCAUGACUGCGGUCCAUUUUCAAUGGUGGUGCUUCGUAAUCCAUCUUUUCAACAUCUUUUCACCAUCUGUUGUUCAUUUGAUAAAAAAAAACAGUAGAAAAGAAGAGAAAUGUGAACAUAACAUGUUACCUUAAAACAAUUUUACCCAUUUUGGGUCAUCCUUGUAGAAAAA
This is a messenger RNA of Prunus persica (peach), 2273 nucleotides long. RefSeq names its product thaumatin-like protein 1. Gene Ontology annotation, cellular component: extracellular region. The transcript has 3 exons. Gene Ontology annotation, biological process: defense response. The record is from RefSeq and is a predicted model, not a curated record. NCBI's taxonomy places the organism in Eukaryota, Viridiplantae, Streptophyta, Magnoliopsida, Rosales, Rosaceae. Bases 438 to 1358 code for a protein of 306 amino acids.